Molecule: messenger RNA, 4519 nt
Organism: Puntigrus tetrazona (Sumatra barb)
Lineage: Eukaryota; Metazoa; Chordata; Actinopteri; Cypriniformes; Cyprinidae
Product: adhesion G protein-coupled receptor E1-like
Exons: 20
Coding region: 178-2754 (858 amino acids)
Biological process (GO): adenylate cyclase-activating G protein-coupled receptor signaling pathway; cell surface receptor signaling pathway
Cellular component (GO): membrane
Molecular function (GO): G protein-coupled receptor activity
Source: RefSeq, a predicted model, not a curated record
AUGGGACCGUGUUUUUUUAUCAGUGUCAUUGGCUUGUAACGUCUCUAUAAAUAUCACGAACACAACAAUGUUUUUUUAGUUGAGCACUUAUCUGUGACAGUGAGGACCACAUCAGGGAAACACGCCCUCUGAUCUGCUUUGGAUAAAGAGAAAUACACCACGCUGUGGAAACUGACAAUGGAUACAUUUCAUAAAAUUUUUAUAAAAGCACCGCUUACCAUCUCUGUUGUUCUGUAUGUCUUAACACUUAACUUGGUCUUUGAAGCUGUCACAAUGGAAGAGGCAACAGAUGCUAGUCUCUCUGUGGACCCCUGCAACAGCUACUCUGUUUUAGACGAACCAAGGAGAUCCAUCAAUAAUACAAAUUACUUACAAUCACCACAAACCUACAACUGUGACACCUCAGUCACCUGGAGCGGCUGGUAUCGUCUCUUCAUCAAUGGUCUAAGCGCUCACAUGCCCGAAACGUGUGUUGCAAAGGGUCAUUGUGAUACUGCUACCACGCUGUGGAUUCGUGGUGGACACCCGAAAGUUGAGGAUGGAAUCGUCACUCGAGAUGUCUGCGGUCACUGGGACAAUUACUGCUGUUUUUUCUGGUCUUUUCCCAUUAAAGUCAAAGCGUGUCCGGGAAGUUAUUAUGUCUAUGAGCUGAUUAGUCCGGCUGUGUACUGUUCAGGAUACUGUGCAGAUGUUAGCAGCAUUACCACCAGCUCUACAGCCGUCACACCAGCGAGCCUCUCAAACGCUUAUUCCUUCGACCCCUGCUACAACUACAGUGUUCUGGAUGAUCCAUGGAGAGCCAACGGGAGUCAGCCAUCAAACAUGUGUGACAACUCUCUCAACUGGAGCGGUUGGUAUCGUCUCUUCAUUAACAAUGUGAGCGCACAAAUCCCAGACACGUGUGUUAAAAAAUUUAGCUGUGGCACCCAAAACCCGCUGGGGAUUCGUGGUGGACACCCGACAGUAAAGAAUGGAGUCGUCACUCGAGAUGUCUGCGGUCAAUGGAAUAAUUACUGCUGCUAUUUCGGGUCGUACCCCAUUAAAGUCAAAGCCUGUCCAGGACGAUAUUACGUCUAUGAGCUGGUUAGACCAACUUUGUGUGCAGCGUACUGUGCGGUUGUUACUAACAUCAGCGCCACUGAGACAACGAUGGCACCAGAGACGAGCUCAGAUGAUUACAUCUUUACUGAUAAUGCGGUUAAAAUAAUGCUGCUGGGAAGAUGCACUACUUCUCUAGAAUGUCUUCAACAUCUUCUUGAGCAGAUUGACAACAUUACUGCUCAAGUGCUUUCUUUGGAUACUGUGACAGAAAUUUUGACUGUGAUCUUCAACACUUCAGAGAAGAUUCUCGAGUCGUCAUCAGCAAGUGAUUAUGAACUAGCCUUCUUUGGAAACUGUCUGAUAAAAACCAGUGAGAAAGUUAUUUCUACAUUAGUGAAGCCAACAGAUACAAGUGACAAUGUCAAUUUUGCGCUUCCUGCUGUAGAGGUUCAGGUUUUCAUGGUUGGACAAUGGGUUUCCUUAGAGAAAAUCCCUCAACUAAACACAACCAAAUCUUCUGCAGAGGUUGAUCUCAUUGGGAUUGCCAAGAACAACUAUAAAAGAUCAGCUGCUGUGGCUUUCAUGAGCUACACUAUGAUGGAGAAUUUUCUGAAGCCAGACUUCUUCAACACAUCAAAUGACACGAUUAAAACCAUGCUGUCUACUGUGAUCUCAGCUACUCUUCCCAAAACCACCAACACUAAACUCACCAAACCAGUCAACUUCACCCUAAAACACAUCAGAGAGUUUGAUCCCAGUGGUUCUCUGUCCUGUGUGUACUGGAAUAUCAGCGAGUGGGUUGUAGAUGGUUGUUCUGUUUUAGAGACCAACAGCAGCUUCACUGUGUGUUCCUGUGUUCAUCUCUCCACAUUCGCCCUCAUCAUGCAAACCAGCCGUCCACCAGAGAGAGACUCACUGAUGGAGCAGUUGAAUAUGGUGUGUGUGAUCGUGGGGCUGGUGUUCUUCAGUCUGGCUCUGUUGACCUUUGCCCUUUGUCAGUGGAGUCCUGGAGUGAAUAAUGUGGCUCGGAUCAACAUCUGCAUCAGUCUUCUGCUGGCUCACCUUCUGUUUCUGCUCACACAGCAGUUCCUGAAGCUCAUACGACCUCAGCAGGAGUUGUGUGCCGUGAUCGCAGGCCUUCUGCACUUCCUCUUUCUCUCCGCCUUUGUGUGGAUGUUCAUUGAAGCCGUGCUGCUCUUCAUCUGUGUGAAGAACCUAUCACAGAUCAGCUCCAAAAAGAAGGAGGUGCUUAGCAGUGGAUUCCUGUGUGUGAUUGGAUAUGUGGUUUCUCUGGUUGUGGUGUGUGUGUCUGUCGGUCUGGUUCCUGAAGGAUACGGCAGUGAACACUGCUGGAUUGAAAUAGACAAAGGUUUCAUCUGGAGUUUUCUUGGUCCUGUUUGUGUUAUACUAGCACUGAACAUGAUUCUCUUCAUCAGCAUCGUCAUCAUUCUGAAGUCAACUUUCAAAAAUCUCAACGCUGAAGUUUCUCAGAUGAAACAAACCAAGAUUAUGGUGUUUAAAACUCUGGCUCAGUUUGUGGUUCUUGGUUGCUCCUGGAUUCUGGGUUUCUUCACUAAAGACAGUAAGGUGCUGGAGAUCCUCUUCUUGAUCUUGAACUCUCAGCAGGGAACCUUCAUCUUCCUGAUCUACUGUGUCCUCAAUCACGAGGUCAGGCAGCAGUACAGGAAGUUCUUUAUGUCUUUGCUGUAUUAAACAACACUGAGGACUUCAAGGAUACAAGAGAAACAAAAAUUAUAUUUCAUAUGUAUAUGGUACUUACUUUAAAUUGUAUGCAAACAUAGUUGUUAUCAGGAGGACCAGCUUCUGGUCGCCAAGGCAACAAAGACAAAUCAUCAAGAUAAGACAAGCCAAAUUAUUUAAAGAGUGUUUACUUCUCACUUAAUUCACUAGUAAAACAGAUAUUAAACAAAAAAAAUAAACAUGCAUAUUCUCAAGACCCACUGUUUUGUAUAUUGUCUUUUUUAUUGUAUACUGUUUAUGUAUUGCUUAUGACAGAAUUUCUAGAUAAUGUGAUCCUUGUUACACAGAGGUGUUUAUCACGUCCUCGUAAAACACGCUCGCUAUAUUGAAUGUAAAACUGUCAGUCUAGUUCAGCUGUUCAUGCGAAUCAGUCGCAUUCUGCCUUGAAAUGAAACCAAAAUAAGUCCCUAAAUCCCUGGUGUUAAAUGAACACUGUAGGUCAUUAAUGAGGUCAUUAAGAGAUUCAUUUAUUGAUGGCUGUCCGUUAUUGAAGACACCUGAUGAUAACAAGAAGAAUCACCAGAAGAAAAUCACAAAUUUAGUUGCCAUUACAGGGAUCAGUGUUUACUUUAGUUGGGCCCUUGACCUUAUUAUAUUCUGUAGUGUUUAACUGUUAUAACUGAAUUAUAACAAGCAGACAUGUGAAGAUGAUUAUGUCUUGAUAUGAUCCGCAUGUAGUGGCCUGAAUGAAUUCAUUAGGAUUUGUUUGUAUUGUCCUUAAUCUAGACAGACAUCAAGAAUCAGCGUGAGAAUCACAGCAACGGUGGCCAUCAAAAAGCAUGUUGCAGCCAAUAAAAACUCCCAUCCUGCACUGCUGCAUGAAUAAAUAAAUAUAACUGUUUGUCACUGUUUUUGAGAUACAUACACUGAUUCUUCAUGUUAGCCUAAAAGAACAACCUUUAUGAAGUUGUUUUUUUUCUCCAUUUUGCUUGUUAUCAUCAGGUGUCUUCAAUAAUAGACAAUCAUCACUCAAUAAAUCUCUUAAUUAUCUCACUAACUUUUAACACUCUGUAGUGUGGACACAUAUAGACACCCAGCAGGGUUCGUUUAACUCUGGGGAUUUUGUUGUGUUUUUAACUUAAGUUUAAUUUAACAGUUUCAAGUUUCAGUUUCAGUUUAACACAAUGUAAUCAUUUGAAUGGAAAACCUACAAUAGUGUUAAAUAAUUUUUUUUUAAAAUAAACUAUGGUAUCCUUUUUUUCCAGUUGUUUUUUCUCGACCUUCGAUAAAAAGCCACCUCUGUUUGGAUCGCUCCCAGAUAGUCUUACCUUAGAUCCUCCCUGAGUGGCUCCUGUAAGAGUUUAAGGGUAAUUUGUUGUGAUAAAGAACGUAGCAGUCGACAUUUACUCCCGACAUCUGAGCCGCUGAAGGCGAAGAGAAAUAAUGUUUAAGUAAACUUGGCUUACACUAUCAGAAAAGCCCCCCGUCAACAUGUUUGCCCCCCCAAAUCUUAUCUCACCAAAACAUUUUAAGUGCAAUGCAUAGUUUUUCCUGUUAACUAUAGCCGCUAUAAAUUCACAUCUGCGUUAUUGUCGCUACACUGAAAUGAAAUUUUUCUUUGCUCUGUUUCUGUACAGUGAAGAUGUUAUAAUUAGUAACCUACAGUGUGUUUUAUUCAAUUCACGUUAAAUACAGUCAUAUUCAAAAUAUUUUAUGGCAUGACACAUUUUGGUCCUUAAGUAAAGCCUUAAGUUAAUAGAUACUAUAAGGCUACUUU